GGGGAAGCGAGCACUCGUUCUACGUCUAGCACAGUUUUCCUAAGUCGUUUCUUCAGGUUUUUCAUCAAACAUUUGGCGUAUUGUUUCAAUAACGAAGGACGCGAUGCUUUCAAGUAUGUGGAAUCGAAGUCUGCCGGUAUUGUUGCUAGUUUUAACUCUAACUUCAGCCUUCAUUGUCGAAAAUGAUUUGUCAGAAAGUUCCUUAUCACAAGAUAUUCUGGAUGCUGAUGAAGAAAAUGCAACUGCUUUAGGUGACGCUGUCAAUACUACGUCAACAGCUGCAAGUUCAUCUAUUUCGUCUUCGAGUCAAGCUGUCAAUACUAAACCUUCAGCGACAAGUGCUUCAGGUACAACAAACGCACCUAGUACAACCUGUGAUGACAAACAAAGGGACAUCAUCUUUCUCCUGGACGCAUCUGAGAGCCUCACGUCCGAGAACUUCAAAACGAUGCUCGACUUCACUGCCAGUUUGGCGGCACUGUUCGAUCUUGCAGACGACAAGACGAGGUUUGGGGCUGUGGUGUACAGUAGUGAGGUGGUCAAGGUUUUCGAUCUACACACAUACACAACAGAACAGAAAAUAAGAGAGGCCAUACAGGGGGCGCCAUUCCUUGAGGAGGGCACCAACACAACCAAGGCCCUACGGACUGUGGUCGAGAACAAUUUGUUCGGCACCUCUCACGGUGGACGGGGGUCGGCCGUCAAAGUUCUCGUUGUUGUCUCAGACGGCGGUUCACACGAUCCUAACGGCACCCGGACUAGCGCCAAAGUCCUACACAGUAGCGGUGUGCAGGUAAUAUUUGUGGCUGUCGGGACAAAGGUCUCUGCUGAAGAGAGACGGGACAUCGCCAGUGAUCCUUCUGGCGUCAUCAACGCCACCAGCUUUUACGACUUGCCAAGCAAACAGAGCGACGUCCAGAAGCAGGUCUGCCAACUCUCCGCCGGAAAAAGUUGCACCAGUUCUGCAGACAUCAUCUUUCUGCUAGACUCCUCAGACAGCUGGCAUGAGACUGGCUUCGGGCUUGAGAAACAGUUUGCAGCCGAUCUCUCGGAGAUGUUCAGCCUCGGCCCGUUGUUCUUCCGUUUCGGUGCCAUUGUGUUUGGAACUCAGAUCGACAAGAGGUUCGACUUGAAGAACUUCAGCGACCACGAAUCGCUUACUAGUGCUCUGGUGAACUCACCUUACUUAUCAACUGGGUCAAACACAACCCAGGCACUGAAAGAGAUUAUCUACCAGGGUAUGUUUUCACCGGCAGCUGGGGCCAGGGACGGUACAGCUAAGAUCGUCAUCUUAAUCACUGAUGACAGUGUCAUGCCGGACACACUGAAGACCGCCAUCAACAUACGAGACAGAGGCAUCCAAAUCAUCGCCAUUGGAGUGAGCAGCUCGGCUAAUCUGACGGAGCUAGAGGAAAUCACGGGAGAUCCCAAGAAUGUUUUUAACGCGUCCGAUUCUAGUCAACUCCAUACACACCUUGAUGAAGUUCACGAUAGGGUUUGCGAAGCUUCGAAAUUGCCAGGUGGCACAAGUUGUAAGAAGGUGGCCGAUGUAGUAGUCCUGCUGGACACCUCUGAGAGUAUGUACGGGGAGAGGUUCGAUGUUCAGCUCAAGUUCGCUUCGGAUGUCAUCGACAGAUACGAUGUCGGGCCGACGGACUUCCGGUUCGCUGCCGUCAGCUACAGUUCUUCGGCCCAAGUGGUUUUUCAUCUAGGGAAAUAUGAAAAUAAAACGGAGCUAGAAGACGGUUUGAGAGACACACCGUUCCUGGAUGGUGGUACCAAAUUUGACGUUGCUUUGAAAACAGUCGUUGAUCAAGACAUGUUCAGCAUUGCUAACGGAGGACGGGCCAACUCCGUCAAGAUUAUUCUUAUUUUGACCGACGGUACAUCUAAAAACCUGACAACAGCUGCGGAAGCCGCAAGAGCUGUAAGGAGCCGUGGCAUACAGAUCAUAGCAGUCGGUUACGGUCCUGAUGUUAAUGAGACUCUGCUGAAAGAGAUGACCAACGACAAUUUUCUACAAGUCACAAACUUGACUCAACUCGAUACAACUGUGCAGGCUGUGAACGAAAUUAUCUGCAAAUUGGAUGUCGUGGUGAGAGAAUUGUGCGUGGAUAAUGACUGGGCUGACGGCUACUACUCACUGCCCUACACGUGCGAGAAGUACGUCAUCUGUAAGGACAACAAGACUACCAUUGUAACCUGUGACAGCGGCCUCAUCUAUGACGCUCAGCACAAGUCAUGCGUGCAGCCCUCGCCCGUGGCUUGGUGCAACAUUUCAGAUGUCUCCUACGUCUGCAAAUACAACGUGUGGGGGGACGGGCUGUUCGCUCACCCUUACGACUGCAACCUGUACCUGAACUGUAGCAGUCAGGACACCACCAUAGAAAACUGCCCGACGUUUCAGUCGUUUGACCCACAGCUCAAGAAAUGCGGGAGUCACGUGACCUCCACUACUUGCCAUGACUGGCAAAAGAUCGACCCUAGCAAGGUAUGUACCACCUUUAACCUGCACGAAAACGGCGUCUACCCCGACCCUAACGAGUGCUCCCGCUUCAUCACGUGUGCCGCAGGGUCAAGCUACGUGUACGAGUGCCCUGACGGGCUGAGGUUCGACACGGUUCAACGAGUCUGCGAAAUCCAGUCGAACGUCGACUGCACCAAGAACUACGGCUUCUCCUUCAGUAGUAGUAAAUAGAUAUAUGAUGGUCUUGACUUGUGCCGGUAUCAUUAAAUCAGGCUACCUUUUUACACUAUAUAUUCAUAUUUUCUAAAUCUGUCCUUGUUUUAAAUUGUGAUAUGAUUUAACUUUUAUUUUAAAAGAUAAUACGAUUAACCUUUAUCACCGUUUACUAAUCACACAUUGCUUAACAUAUACGCGGAGUAUGAUCUGUAUUAUACAUUGUUCAAUGUUUGUUUUUUUCACUAUCAGCCAGAUCUGCACCUAAUAAUGUUCAAUAAACAGUCAUUACCACUG
Molecule: messenger RNA, 2977 nt
Organism: Physella acuta
Lineage: Eukaryota; Metazoa; Mollusca; Gastropoda; Physidae
Product: collagen alpha-6(VI) chain-like
Cellular component (GO): extracellular region
Molecular function (GO): chitin binding
Source: RefSeq, a predicted model, not a curated record